AUGGAUAAACGAUUUAAUAUAAUGAUUAUUAUAUUUUGCUAUGUGAUAAAGACAGCAUAUUUACAGUGUCCAAUCGCGCAAGUGUGUGUGCAUGACCAAGUUUGUUGGGGUUCUUCAGUGUUGUUACCAGGCUUACACAUAUUUGGAUGUUGUUCAGGUUGUGGGGAUCCUUCAGAUGCUCCAAACGAUCCUGAUACAGGGACAACUGGCUGCAGACCACCCGCUACCUGUUUGCCGGAUGGAACAUUUGCACCUGUGCAGUGCAGAGGUGACCAAUUUACUGGCAGAUGUUUCUGCACUAAUGAAGAUGGUACUACAAUUUUUGGACAAAUGUGGAGAAAUGAAGCAGAAGGGAUGACAUGUGCAUGCAGUAGACGAAGAGCGGAGCUAGAAGCAAAAGAAAAUAGAACUGUAACCCUUCAUUGCACUACAUCUGGGGACUACGAACCGCUUCAGUGUGAUGAUGGGUUAUGUUGGUGCGCAGAACCUAGGACCGGUCAACCGACUGUAAUACCUGUGCCUGAGGAAGAUAUGAGGCGAUUGCCUUGUUACAGCACAUCAGAGAUCGGAAUGCAAUAUUUGAGGCAGUGUGAAAGCUUAGCAAUAGCCAGCACCAGGAUAACUCAAGAGCAAUCGAGGCACGGCACUAAUUUCUUCGGUAACCCUAUUCCAUCCUGUGACUACGAUGGGACUUACGGACCCGUACAAAUACGGAAUGACAAUGCUUACUGUAAGGGUCCUGACGGAGCCUCACUAGGGAACUGGCAUGUCGCGGUUAGCGACAUGGCCGGAAUGACCUGUAAUUGCGCACGAGACUUCUUUAUACAUUUUCCUGCGCGUGGUAUGACGAUGACACAGACAUGCUUGGCGAAUGGUAACUACCGACCAGAACAGAACAUAGGCGAUGUGUUUUUCUGUGUUGACAGUAAUGGAUAUCCAGUUACAGAUUUUCUGGACGCAUGGCCAGAGGAAGGUUGCAAAAGUUUUACAUAA
Molecule: messenger RNA, 993 nt
Organism: Arctia plantaginis
Lineage: Eukaryota; Metazoa; Arthropoda; Insecta; Lepidoptera; Erebidae
Source: the annotation of a GenBank genome assembly